Molecule: messenger RNA, 227 nt
Organism: Racocetra persica
Lineage: Eukaryota; Fungi; Glomeromycota; Glomeromycetes; Diversisporales; Gigasporaceae
Source: the annotation of a GenBank genome assembly
AAAGUGAAUCGAAUCAUUAUAAUGAGCUAGAUAAUGAACCAGAUAAUAAUGAGCUAGAUAAUGAACCAGGUGAGUUAGACGAUUAUGAUGAAAAUAUGAUAGAUAAUGAUUCAGAUUUUGAUAGCAAUGAAGAUGAGCAGAUAGAUAGCGAUGAAGCAAUAGAUGUCGAUGAAGUAGUAGAUAGCGAUAAAGCGAUGGAAGUCGAUGAAGUAGUAGAAAUCGAAUAG